Cephus cinctus (wheat stem sawfly) is the source of this 1056-nucleotide messenger RNA. RefSeq names its product coiled-coil domain-containing protein 115. Gene Ontology annotation, cellular component: extrinsic component of endoplasmic reticulum membrane. Gene Ontology annotation, biological process: vacuolar proton-transporting V-type ATPase complex assembly. The transcript is spliced from 3 exons. The record is from RefSeq and is a predicted model, not a curated record. NCBI's taxonomy places the organism in Eukaryota, Metazoa, Arthropoda, Insecta, Hymenoptera, Cephidae. Bases 441 to 938 code for a protein of 165 amino acids.
CCAGCUUUGAGCAUUCGCUUUUGUGCUCUGUGUUCCUUAGUUUCUUGGGAGAGAGUUUGUCUUCUUGGUGGAUUUACAGUUUCCAAUUCAUGAAGUUCUUGUGCAUGUUUAUUUUGCAGAUGCAUACAUAUCGAACUUCAAUUUCUCGAUCAGUUGAAACGAUGUGUAAAUGCUAUCGACCAUAGCUUGAGGUGAACUAUCGACUUGCCAAAUGCAGAGGUCCGACAUCUUUCGGAGAGACAUUGUGAACUAGUUAUUCUGACAAGUAUCUUGAUUAAUUCAUAUAAAAAGUAAAAUAGUCUCAUAUUCAAAAUAACAGAGUGUUUAUCUCAAAAGAACGAAGUUAAAGUUACGACGAAUUUAGUAUAAAUUUUUCUUUGAUUUGUACUAAGAACUGCAUUUUCCGUGUUAGGCAAACGCAAUUUAUUUACAAGGGCAACAUGUAUACAAGUGUGGAUGAAGUAUGUGUAGCAAUUGACAAACUGAUGCUGCAAAAUUUGGAAUUGAUCGAACAAAAGGUUGUAGUCACUGUACAACUAGAAGGAUUAUUACGUGAUGGUCAUAUCAAAUUAGCUAAGGCUCGGUAUAUUCAAGGAAAGGAAAAUAUUGGAGUACUGCAAAUUCCUACUGAAGACGUACAAAUGAAUUCGCUCUUUGAACUUGAAACUUUUAUAAAGGACGAUAAGAAGGAAGAUGAAGCUAUACACUUUGAUAUCUGUAGAAAGGAAACAGGACCCAACAAAAAAGAACCUCAAGAUCCUAUCAAGUGGUUUGGCGUGCUUGUACCCCAGAAUUUGAGAGACGCACAAAAACAAUUUCAAUCAGCAUUAUAUCUAGCUGUACAGAGUGCUAAUAUAAGUGCUAAAAUGAUAACAAUACCAGAAAAACUUGACCACUUAAAAAAUAUAAAAAAUAAUUUUUUAAAGGAAGAAGAAUAGUUUCUAAAAAAGUUGGAAAAAGAUUUUGUAUUAUAUUGCAUCAGUCAUUCCUGAAUAAAAUUGAGUUAAAUUAUUAUAAAUAUUGUAAAAUAUGUAAAAUAUACAGAAAUAUUAAGCU